AUGGCAGACGCUGUUAAAACUGCCAAGCAGGGGAUUGCCAAAAAUGUUUCUUCCACGGGGCACCUGGGUCCACUUUUAGAUCUGUUUUCCUUUGUCGAUAAACCAUCAGAGAUUCCUUAUACACCACGGAAACGAAAAAGCAAGAAAAGAAGAACCAAAGAAAGAGCAAAAAACAGGCCUGACAGUGGUAACAAUGGUCAUGAAAGGAAAGCAAAAGUGGAAAAGAAAAGUUCUCAACCACCGCAGCCAGCCACUUAUCCAUAGUGAGCAGUUGUGUAUUUCAUUUAACAGGGGCACCCAACGAGAAUAUAGUUCAAAACCACUUAAACAUAGCAUUGUUAAACGUGUUUUAGUAUUUAAACGGUGGAUAUGGGCAUAUUUUUAUCCCCUUUAAAUUUUCCAUCUGUUCGGAUUUCCUAGCUGAAAGUCUAGUGAUCCGAAAAUUAUAGGGAUCAAAACUUACCUGUUGGAAAAUUUCAGCCAGAAAAAAGGCUCCCGAAAAUUCUAGGUGACCUUUUUAGGGUAAAAAUCCGUUGAAGAUGGGCAAUUUUACCUUUUUUUAGAUGUUCGAAAAUCCUAGGAGAGGCUAGCCUGCGUAGCAAUCGAGAUAUUGCGCGAAAGUUAGAGCGGAAGCAAAAAAAAGGUUAUUCAUUUUUUUUUUUGCUCUUGUCCCACUUUCUAGACGAACUUCGCGAGGAAACGCUUGCUACGCAGGCUAAGGAGAGGCAAGCAAGCAAGAAAUUUUACAACAACUGGUCCGAAAAUUCUAGAUCUCAAAUCGUUUUCCGAACAGAUAUUUUCCCGAAAAUUGUCGUUGGGUGCCCCUGAUUUAAUUCAUAAACACCUUUCAAACACGUAGUACGUAUUUUUGUUUUGAGCCUUUCAUAAAGUGUAUCUGGCUCCAAAGGACGGAAGUCAUUAGCUUCAACCACGAUGUGCAAACAAGUUUGAACUCCUCUAUGAAAAGCUCCUGGAUCUGCUUCUGAGUUCUCUCGAUCAUUUUCAAUACAUACAAAGAGACCAAAACAUUAUAUUCUUGACCCAGCAGUAUUGUGAUUUUGUCACUAACUAGACUUCUUUUAGUAUCUUUUACUUUUAGGUUAUCCCCAAACUGUAUUGAUUUCUUUUUUAGUAUUCUUUCGAUUUAUGCCAUUUUUGUAUGUGUUCAUGUUUGUCAAAUCAGAUAUAAAUAACCCGAUGGACUAUUUAUUUCCCUGCUCGCUCAGUUAUUUUUAUCCUAUUCAUGGGGUUGCUUGUUUUCAUCAUAGUCGAAGCGAUGAAGAUACAAUCCGUGAGAUCAUGGCAGACGCUUCGAGACGCUAUCAGAUCAGCCAAGCAGAGAAUCGCCAAAGCUGCAUCUUAUAUGGAGCACAUUGA
Molecule: messenger RNA, 1377 nt
Organism: Porites lobata
Lineage: Eukaryota; Metazoa; Cnidaria; Anthozoa; Scleractinia; Poritidae
Source: the annotation of a GenBank genome assembly